Molecule: messenger RNA, 2652 nt
Organism: Epinephelus lanceolatus (giant grouper)
Lineage: Eukaryota; Metazoa; Chordata; Actinopteri; Perciformes; Serranidae
Source: RefSeq, a predicted model, not a curated record
AUGCAUCCACCUGGGGAGUUCAGAGUCUCGUCUGACUCCUUGGACUGUGCGACGUACUGUGAUCAGACAGCUGCUCAUAUCCACACUGAGUGUGAGCAUAAGAUCCACAGCCCCAGUGGGACGCUGAGCAGCCCUAACUGGCCAGACAAGUAUCCCAGCCGUAAGGAGUGCACCUGGGACAUCACAGCCACGCCGGGGCACCGAGUCAAGAUAGCCUUCAAUGAGUUUGAGAUCGAGCAGCAUCAGGAAUGUGCAUAUGACCACCUCGAGGCCUUUGACGGGGACAGUGACACGGCAGCCAUCUUGGGCCGACUGUGUGGCAGCAAGAUCCCGGAGCAGCUGGUCUCCACCGGCAACAAGAUGUACCUCCGCUUCAUUUCUGACGCCUCAGUACAAAGAAAGGGCUUCCAAGCUACACACUCCACAGAAUGUGGAGGUCGCCUAAAGCCAGAAGUUCGUCAGAAGAACCUCUACUCUCACGCCCAGUUUGGAGACAAUAAUUACCCAGGUCACACUGACUGUGAGUGGCUGCUGACAGCCGAGCAGGGUUAUGGCAUCGAGUUGACCUUCAUUACCUUUGAGGUAGAGGAGGAAGCUGACUGUGGUUAUGACUACAUCGAGCUGUACAAUGGGUACGAUGCCAACUCACAUCGACUCGGUCGCUUCUGCGGUUCAGGGCCCAGGGAAGGGAUCUACUCGCCCGGAAGCACGAUGCUGAUCCGUUUCCAUAGCGACGACACAAUCAGCAAGAAGGGCUUCCACAUCCGCUACACGAGCACCAAGAUCCAGGAGAGCCUUCACACCAGGAAAUGACCUCACACGCAGCCCGUAACCUCUGACCUCUGUGCAGCCCCCCGCCACUGUCACCCUGACCUUCACCAUGGCAACGAGAAAAGUACAGCCUGUCCCCUCUUCUCGGACCGACAGACAGAUGCGGACAUUUGUGGACGUUCACCAGCCGCGGGGGGAAGUCAACACUUGACGUGAACAUUAGUCUCCCUCCGUGGCUCCACACAGGUCAGCGCACUCUGAGAUGAGACAGGAAAAACACUGAGAUAUCAAUACGUGCUUCAGCAAACGUGGAGAAUCAUGCCGACGACUGAGCGAGCCAUCUCUGUGGAGGAGAUGGUUUUCAUUACUGCACAUCCAGCUACCCUCAGUGUGGAUACUCACGGUGGCAAAACAAAAGAGUACAAACACACACACCGGUAAACACACCAGACUCAUAUUCAGAACUAUAAACUAUGGAUGCUUGAGGAACUGAAGAGCUUCUACUUAAAAAGAAAAAUGCAUCCACCUGGGGAGUUCAGAGUCUCGUCUGACUCCUUGGACUGUGCGACGUACUGUGAUCAGACAGCUGCUCAUAUCCACAGUAACUGAGAGGAAACUCUGAGUAGACAUUUUUAUUGCCUUUGAUGCCUGGGAACUGCAACCCAGCUCAGAACGGCUGCAGAUGAUUUUAUUUCAUGUCUUAUUGUAAAACCCGUUGUGUUUACUGUAUGUGUGUCUGUGUGUACAGAGAAAAAAAAAAGAACAAACAAAAGGCUGAAGUCCGUCAUUUGCCCUUUUUGCUUAAAGCUUAUGCAGACAACCAUCGUGGAAUGGGGAGAAAAAAAAAUGCAAAUGGAGAAUUUCCAAAUGAUCUGUGAUGUUAAUGUUAAGCCUUGCAUUAUGUUGUGUGUGUGUCCAUGCUGUUUCUUGAGUUUGCACCAUCUUGUAACAAACUUUCGUGGAUGUUUCCAGUUUCCACCUCAGCCCCGCUCCCAAAAAAGUGGAUAUUGGAAAGGAAUAUUUUCACAGCUGUCUCUCGGAGUGACACAAUUCUGAUUGAAGGAGAGAUUCCCAUGGUGCUAACACAUAAGAAUACACUGAAUGACAGGCGACUGUGGUUGGAAAUAGGAGACACAGUCGGCGUGCGAACAGCACACUGCAUCAACAGCACUAGUCCUGUGGAACUACAAUAUUGCCUUAGAACCAAAAUGUAUAUCGAUGCUCUUGUGUCAGCGGAGUGUUUUCAAGGUUUUUUGGCAGCAUAUUUUAUUUGUUUGGAGACCUUGAAUGGUUUUAUUGUUUAAAAAAAAAACACAACAAAAAACAUGGGAAAUGUAGUCUGUGUGUGAGAUAGGGUGUCAAUGGUGCAUGUGUGUUUGUGUGUCAUUUUUGUAGCUGCUCUCAGAGAUACAUGAACACAUGCUUACACAUCCACAGAUACACAAAAACUCAUUUGUGUGCGUUUUCCCAGACAUAUCUGAACACACACUUCCUCUUCUGUAUAUCUGGAGUGUGGAGAGCAAAGUGCUGUGAAGGUGGAGGACAUACACAGUUUAUUGUGUUAAAUGCAAAUGUGUAAGUGUGUGUUAUAGGAGAUUAUAGAGAAAUAAUGUGUGUGUGUGUGUCUGUAAACUGUAUGUUUCUGAGUUGAAUCAUUCAUUGCUGUACGUGCCAAGCUCCAGGUGACCCUGAUCCGCUGUAGUUUUUGUUUUAUCACUCCACCUCUUGUGUCUGUAGUUCAGAGACACUGACAUGACGUCCUCUGCAUCAGUCAUUAAAUACACACAGCUGAAAACUACAAGCAUCUGUGUGUCAUGGAUUGUUGCUGUGUGUUAUAAAUGAAUUUAUGUUUUACAUUUUCUGACCUGUUUAGAUGAGACU